CAGGCAAAGGCCGCCAUUUUGACUGAGCAACCCUAGUGACAGGAGCCGAAGAAGCAGCGCAGGUUGUCCCCGUUUCCCCUCCCCCUUCCCUUCUCCGGUUGACUUCCCGGGCCCCCUACACUUCACAGCCCUGGUCCCGUCAUGUCCCAGAAACAAGAAGAGGAGAACCCUGCGGAGGAAACCGGCGAGGAGAAGCAGGACACACAGGAGAAAGGUAUUCUCCCUGAGAGAGCUGAGGAGGCAAAGCUAAAGGCCAAAUAUCCAAGCCUAGGACAAAAGCCUGGAGGUUCCGACUUCCUCAUGAAGAGACUCCAGAAAGGGCAAAAGUACUUUGACUCAGGAGACUACAACAUGGCCAAAGCCAAGAUGAAGAAUAAGCAGCUGCCAAGUGCAGGACCAGACAAGAACCUGGUGACUGGUGACCACAUCCCUACCCCACAGGACCUGCCUCAGAGAAAGUCCUCACUCGUCACCAGCAAGCUUGCGGGCGGCCAAGUUGAAUGAUGCUGCCCGGGGCUCCGCCAGAUCCUGAGACGCUGCCCUCCUGGGUCCUGGGCUGGCUCCUGCCCCUCCCUGCUUUUGCAGCCAGGGGUCAGGAGGUGGCGCGGGUGCGGGCUGGAGAGGCAGAAGCCCCUGCCCGUCGGUGUCCCAGCGCAUGGAGCCCCUUGGGCUGAGCACCAAGACCCCUGAACCCUUUUUGUUUUACCUUUUUUCCAAAUAAUUGUUGGGAGAAAUCUCAGUGAAAUCCUGGCGGCCGGGGUGGGGGUGGGUGUUUGCGAGGGUGGGGUGGGAAGUUUGUGGGGGAUAUGAAAUAGGGCUUGAAGUUGAUGAAAACAUUCCUGACUAUCUUCCUUCCCAACCAUGUGGCUGGUGUGGGAUGGGUGUGAGGGGCAGGAGCGGAGUAGCUCUGAUCCAGCUCUGUAGAAAAAUGCCUUGUUUGCUUGGAUAUGGCUGGGGACCUGGUGUCAGAUAAAAGAAACUGUCCAUCUAAAUAUGACAGAUGCAAACAGCUCCUCUGGUCCUGCAGAGCAAGCUGAGAACACAAUUAAUGUUAAUUGUUCAUUUUUAAAAAGUGCUUGUCCUUAAAAUAGAUUUGCUGUGGGGAAAAGGGCAGUGAGUGUGGGGAAAGGGGCCAUGAGCGUGGGGAGCCCCACAGAGCCCAGGGGACUUUCUGAGUAUUUGAAAUAAAAAAAAGAAGAAGACAACCCACAAAGAAACACAACCCAGAAAUAUU
This is a messenger RNA of Suricata suricatta (meerkat), 1234 nucleotides long. It is a transcript of the gene ENSA, whose product is annotated as endosulfine alpha. The coding region runs from base 142 to 504 and encodes 120 amino acids. The record is from RefSeq and is a predicted model, not a curated record. Lineage: Eukaryota; Metazoa; Chordata; Mammalia; Carnivora; Herpestidae. Gene Ontology annotation, molecular function: protein phosphatase inhibitor activity. The transcript has 4 exons. Gene Ontology annotation, cellular component: cytoplasm.